CUCUGGCCAUGGAAAGCACAUCUUAUCAUGCAACUUAAAUGAUCAAUGCCGUAGUGAUCAUCGAGAUUUGCGUUUGACAUUUCCAGUAAUUUUCUUGCCAUAUAAAGACGGGAAUAGCUAAUUAAACAUGGGUAAUGAAAGUUCGCUGCCAAUGGAGUUAUGCUCGAACUUCGACGCCGAUGAACUAAGGAGGCUUGGUAAACGUUUUCGGAAAUUGGAUCUUGACAAUAGCGGUGCUUUGAGCAUAGAUGAAUUUAUGACGCUACCGGAACUACAACAAAAUCCUUUGGUCCAACGUGUAAUCGAAAUUUUCGAUGCUGAUGGUAAUGGCGAAGUAGAUUUCAAAGAAUUCAUACAAGGUGUCUCGCAAUUUAGCGUCAAGGGUGAUAAAGAAAGUAAAUUAAGAUUCGCAUUUCGAAUCUAUGACAUGGACAAUGACGGGUACAUAAGCAACGGUGAGUUGUUCCAAGUCUUAAAAAUGAUGGUUGGCAAUAAUUUGAAGGAUACACAACUCCAGCAAAUUGUAGAUAAGACAAUUUUGUUCGCCGACAAAGAUGAAGAUGGAAAAAUCAGCUUCGAGGAGUUUUGUUCGGUUGUUGGUAAUACCGACAUUCACAAGAAGAUGGUUGUCGAUGUCUAAUGAAUCAAAAAUUUCUAUAAACAAGAAAAAGAAAGAGCAUGUUUAAAGCGUAAACAGAAGACCAUGCCGGUCCAUCUUGCAACACUGCGCGAUCUUGUAGCUCAUCGGCACAGUGUAUAAGAGAAUUAUUUACGAGUCACAUGAUUAUAAGAGUCUACUAAUACAUUAUUUAUCUCUUAUAUCUAUUUAAAUUGAUAAGCUUUAUUGAGGCAGGAUCUCUUAUUGCUAUACUCGUUCUGCGCAACUCAUAAGUCGAAUUAACUGAAAAAUUUAUUCGAAUCACGUUAAUAUUAUCGAUCUUAUCUAUUUCUUUUCAACGUUUAUAUCAACAAUUUAUCUGGAUUCCCACGAAACUCAUCAAACUAUUCACAUAUUGAAUCAAACCUAUUAUUUUUUGCAUACAAAAAAGUUUUUACUGCGUUUAAAGUGUUGUUUUAUAAAUUAGCUAAGAAAAAAUUAGACUAAUGGGUAGUUUUCGUGUCUGAAUGAAUCUAAAAAAAAAAUAACAAAUGUUCACAAGUUGUCGGUCAACACUCACAUUGGAUGUCUACCAAUAUCAUAUUGAGGGUAAAGGCAUAUUAGACAGCUUCAUAUCUGAAAGUUGUACUAAAUUUGUAUAAGAAUAUGAGUCAAUCCAGAUCAAAUCACACACCUUUUAGACAUUCAUAUUUCGACCUAAAUAUUUUUUUUACAUAUUCUGUGAAAUCAAGAACCAACACACAUAUUCUUGUGGGAAAAUUUGCGUAUCGUACUUGAAUUUUAUGGAGUUGACGAAUUCUUCUUAGAUUCUGAGUACGCGCUUUUACUUACAUGGUUAUAUUUUGAAAUGUAAAGGAAUUCAUUGAUUCCGUAAAAUAUCAAAUAUCGCUUCCAAAUUUUUCAACAAAUAUAAGUGCCUCAUUUUAUUUAUCCACAGAAUGCAUAAGAAAAAAUUCAGCCAGUUGAAAUUUUCUCAAUGUCAAUUUUACCUCAAUGUGUUCGAUUUAACCUUGAUUAACUCAUGCAAUUUUAUAAUAGUACUUUCUUAUGUAUAGAAAAGUUCAUAUUAUUUCAGUGGUGUUAUCAGGAAUUAUUCUUAUUGUACUACUUGCUACAGAUGUUAUAUUAAAUCUUUAAGAGUUUUAUUUAUUAAUUAUCUUUUAGUCAAGUGCCAUUCAUAUUAAUAUUAUAAUUGUAUAGCUGGCGAUGGACUUGACAUAAGCCGGCUGAAAUAGUAAUCCAAACCAUUAUAACUCUUUAAUUUGUUACCAUUUUUCCCUUGUUAAAGUAAGUUACUGCAGGGGUUACGAUUUCUUUAUGAUACAGAAAUUGACAUUCGUUAAACCAUUUUUGAAUAUUUCACAGUACCACUUACUUCAAUUACACUUUUCGCUGUUACAUAAAUAAAGAUUUAAAAAAACCUU
Messenger RNA from Diprion similis, 2043 nucleotides. RefSeq names its product calcineurin subunit B type 2. The record is from RefSeq and is a predicted model, not a curated record. NCBI's taxonomy places the organism in Eukaryota, Metazoa, Arthropoda, Insecta, Hymenoptera, Diprionidae. The transcript is spliced from 6 exons. Bases 128 to 640 code for a protein of 170 amino acids. Gene Ontology annotation, molecular function: calcium-dependent protein serine/threonine phosphatase regulator activity; calcium ion binding.